Messenger RNA from Biomphalaria glabrata, 1391 nucleotides. RefSeq lists its product as uncharacterized. The transcript is spliced from 5 exons. Gene Ontology annotation, biological process: cobalamin transport. The record is from RefSeq and is a predicted model, not a curated record. Gene Ontology annotation, molecular function: cobalamin binding. The coding region runs from base 194 to 574 and encodes 126 amino acids. NCBI's taxonomy places the organism in Eukaryota, Metazoa, Mollusca, Gastropoda, Planorbidae.
UACAUGUUUAUUACAAACAAGCGGAUCAGCUAUAAAAUCUUAUAAGUGCAAUAUUUAGCCAUUUAUCUAGACGCGUUCAGUAUCUAAACCUUGUUGUAUAAUACUGUUGCUCCAUUGCAAUUGACAUAUAUAAAAUUCUAGAUAUAGAAGGAGUAGAGACUGAAAGCUUAAAAUCACCUGUAUAAGACACAAUAUGGCGGAGCAGGUAGCAAACAUUGAAGGCUUAGGCAUGGUAAGAUUAAUAUUCAGGAACAAUCUGAAAGGGUCAAUGUUUAAUUUCCAUGUUGAUGUGGCCUACAAAGCCAAUGAAAAUCUUCUUUACUAUUUGGAUAGAUCGGUUGAAAUUAACAAAGACUUAAGCUUCACUGCAGAAUUCUUUCCAGAGCACGACGGCUAUAUGAUCACAUCUAUAAAUAAUGUGUCCGGAUCUAAAGACGAAGAGACAUGGUGGUCUAUUCAAAAAGAGCCUGAGGGGAUAAUGCUUGAUCGAGGAGUGUCAAGCUACACGCCUCAACGUGGAGAAAACAUUUCUUUUAACUUUGAACAAGGUUACAAUUUCGAUUCACUGCAUUAGUAGGCCUAUUAAUGAAAUAUUUUUCUCUAAAUAUAAAUAUAAAUUAAUACUUGUAACUCUAAAUAUAAAUUUUAAUUUAUACUUGUAACUCUAAAUAUAAAUAUUAAUUUAUACUUGUAACUAUUUUUUACAAAAAAGAUUAAUAUUGUUUAAUAGAAAUAGAAAGAAAGAAAAAUACAUUACUUAAAACAAAAUUGAGAUACUUAUUUAUUUGCUUAACACAGUGUGCUUUAUUUAAAUAAUUAACAACCCAUGUAUACCAUGUAUAGAUUUACUCCCAUUUCCAAUUGAGAAAAAGAGAGAGAGAGCAAGUAUUGAAGUUGAUAGUAUUAACUAUUAAAAAUUCAUAAACAAAUUAGGGGUGAAAAGUAGCAGCUCGUUGGUACAGUCUCCUUCCUGUCCUGCAGAAAGUAGAAAGAAUAUUUUGUACGAAUUGUGGCAGAGUACGCAUUUACAGUAUUAGCCUGAUUCGCUACACUUUUUUUUCCCGACUGGAGGUGAUUCUAUGAAGUUUAUUUUUUUUUUUUUAAUGCUCAUCUUGCCAUACCAGACAGUGAUAUUAAAACUUAAAAAUAUUGCAGAUGUCAGCGUGAUAAAACAUAGCCAAGGCCUUUCCGCUAACAUUGAACGAGGACAGUUUUCUCAGUAAUCGUAACCUUUGCGCCUUUUUUUGCUGACAUAAUCAGUAUUUGCAGUAAAAAUUUUGUUUAUUAUCUAGGAUAGUACCAAGGUAUUUAAAAGGUUGCACUAUUUCAAUUAUCUAUUACCAUUUCUUUGUUGUUGUUUUUUUACAUUAAUAAAAAAAAGCUAUACAGUA